CGUUUUGCCGAAGCUAGAAGGUAGCUCUCCUGGUGAGUGCGAGUCUCCGUCGCCCCCCAAAGCCCAAGCCAACCCAUCGCCGCAAUGUCCAACACGACGGUCGACGGGUCCGACAGCGACGCCGACGCCCUGCGCUCCGCGUCCGCCGGUCUUGCGCUAUUCCCGUCGCCCUCCCCUUCCCUUCCAAUCCUGCAGCUCCUGCCUUUCCCUUUCAAUCCUGCUUCCUGCCGGCUGCAGCCCCUCCCCUCUCCUUUCGAUUUUGCAGUUCCAGGCGAACGAACCUCUAGGUGACGCGUUUGCCGUCGACCGACGUCGCCGGCGGUAUGGACGGCCAUGGCCUUGUGUGCAUGGACGAUAAAGCCCAUAUGGCCACAUCCAUGCAUGGACUCCACGGCUCCACCCCAGGCGCCGACGAGCAACCCCGCUCCGUGCGAAGCUCCACCUUCGCACGUUCGAUUUCCCCUUGGUUUGCUGUGUUGUUUUGAGCGUACACAUAUCUAACAGGGAACCACUUUGAAACUUGAAUAUAUUGGCGUUGCUAUAGUGGAGUAACAUGGCCUUCUGCACUAUGUAUACCAUUCAUCUGUCCGUCAUAGUUUUGUUGGCAGUCACCUACAUGCAUGUACCAGUUACUGCUAUCAUCGUUGUUCCAACCUCUAAUUGUUAUACAUUUGAUAAUGAAAGCCGUCUUGUUGAUUUUACACAUCUGAUUGGAAAUGUUUUCGAAUAUAAGGAACAGGGCUCACCUCGCUCUGAUUUGGUUGUCGAAUUCUGCAAAGAUGUGCAGAAAAGAUCUCAAGAGGGUUACCUUGAAUUUGGACGCUUUGUUAGUCCUCACUCUUUUCUAACUGGUUCAGGUCCUAUUGACUAUAUUCAGAAAAUGCAUAAUGGAGAUUUAGUGCACUGUGAAACUACAUUCCACAAGAUGGGUCGUACAGCACAGGUAAACAUCAUAUGUGGACAUUGCUCGAACAAAGUGUGCAAAGAUGAACAAGGAUGCAUUUGCAACAUAUCUUACCAUGAACGAAUGUGCAGGGUGAUUGUCGAACUAGCUAUUCGUUGUGUUAAAAGUGGUCCCAGAGUAUUUAAAGGUUUCACGGUGGGCUUCCAUCCCCGCUCAUCAGAAAUUGUUUAUAAUGGAUUCACUCAGCCUGGAUUUGAACAACCUCACCAUGGAUUUAGCUUCCAGACUGAGCAGAUUCAUGUGUCUCUUUACCUUAGCGCCAAGUCCUCACUCUCAGGCCUUGUUGGGAAACCGACCUUCAAGGUUAAUCCAGUGAAAGGGCUUGGUGUUACACUUGCAGGAUCAGGAUUCAAUGAUGCCAUGCCUAGUACCCUGUCUCCUACAGUUUUGAAUGUGGAUUGGAGAUGUGAAAUUGUUCGAACCAGUCCUUAUGAGGUCCAUAUUUUUAUCCCUGUGGAGGGCUAUGACCCAAUUGAAUUUACACUAACGAAAAAAUGUGGUUACAGACAAGAAAAAGAGAGUGAUCCCAUGAAAGGCUGGGCAAAAUUUGGAAUUGUUUCUUGCGUGUUCAUUGUCUUAUCAUGCAUACUUUGUUGUGGAGGGUUCAUCUACAAAACUCGCACAUUGCAUUUGUACGGUUUAGAUGCGCUGCCUGGUAUUGCGGUCUUGUCUGCCCUAUUGGAUGCUGUUGGGAGACCAAGAGGCUACUUGCCUGCAGUUAAUCCUAAUGAAAACCAUGCAAGCCAUGCAUCUUGAGAGCACGUGGUUGGUACCACACAAGUAGGAAGUAGCACAAUGGAUAAAUCAUAGGGCAUAUGGGCCAAUGUGAACUAAUGGGUAUAUUCUGAGGACUGUUUCCUGUAUGUUUUCAUUAUAUAUUCAAUUAAUCUAGUCUCUACUUUAUCAGACAUAAUUCGUUGACACAUCCAGCAUCAGCCUACCCAAGAAAUUUUCCCUCUGCUACAAGCAAGUGAGCUCAUGGAGCGUUGCUAAUUAUCGCACUAUUAGUGUAGCUUUUAUGCACAAGUUCUUUACAUGUUCAAAAAUGAAAAGCAUAUACACCAUCCUUUGUAUCACGCUUUGUAACAUUUAAUAUCUUAUUAUCUUGCA
Zea mays is the source of this 2074-nucleotide messenger RNA. RefSeq lists its product as uncharacterized. The coding region runs from base 554 to 1720 and encodes 388 amino acids. The record is from RefSeq and is a predicted model, not a curated record. Lineage: Eukaryota; Viridiplantae; Streptophyta; Magnoliopsida; Poales; Poaceae. The transcript is spliced from 18 exons.